AUGAAGAAAGAUGAAGAAGUUCAGGGAGAAGACAGGCAAGAGGAUAUGGAAAACAGUGACAUUAAAACUGAGCAGGAGGACAGGAUGAUAAUUGAGAAGGAAGAAGAGGAAGGAACAAAGUUUAGGAAGAGGCAAAAUAUAGAUUUGGCCUUUACCUGUGACUCAUUUGUGAACUUUUUUGCAGACAAAGUCUCUAAAUUCCACCAGGUAAAAGGAGGGAUAUUUGAAACUGUCGAAAAUGAGCCUGUUAACGUUGAAGAAUUAGCUUUCAAGUUUGCAGUUACCAAUAUUAACAGAAACAGAACACUGAUGCCUAAUACCACAUUAACUUAUGAUGUCCAGAGAAUUAACCUUUUUGAUAGUUUUGAAGCCUCAAGACGAGCGUGUGAUCAGCUUGCUCUUGGGGUAGCUGCACUGUUUGGACCAUCCCAUAGCUCAUCAGUCAGUGCAGUACAAUCAAUUUGCAAUGCACUUGAAGUUCCACAUAUACAGACCCGGUGGAAACAUCCUACAGUGGAUAACAAAGAUUCAUUUUAUAUCAACCUCUAUCCAGACUACGCAGCCAUCAGCAAGGCAGUUUUGGAUUUGGUGCUAUAUUACAACUGGAAGAUAGUAACAGUUGUAUAUGAAGACAGUACAGGUCUAAUUCGCCUGCAAGAGCUCAUCAAAGCCCCUUCUAGGUACAACAUCAAAAUCAAAAUCCGCCAGCUGCCUGCUGGGAAUAAAGAUGCUCGGCCCUUACUCAAGGAGAUGAAGAAGGGCAAAGAAUUCUAUGUGAUAUUUGAUUGCUCACAUGAAACGGCAGCAGAAAUCCUUAAACAGAUUCUCUCCAUGGGAAUGAUGACUGAAUACUAUCACUACUUUUUUACUACCCUGGAUUUGUUUGCCCUUGACCUGGAACCCUACAGAUAUAGUGGAGUCAACAUGACUGGGUUUCGCCUACUCAACAUUGACAAUCCCCAAGUGGCAUCAGUUAUUGAGAAGUGGUCCAUGGAACGGCUGCAGGCACCACCCAAGCCAGAGACUGGUCUCCUAGAUGGCAUGAUGACUACAGAAGCAGCUCUGGUGUAUGAUGCUGUUUACAUGGUAGCAGUGGCUUCUCAGCGUGCCUCCCAAAUGACUGUUAGCUCCCUGCAGUGUCACAGACAUAAGCCAUGGCGUUUUGGACCCAGAUUUAUGAACCUGAUAAAAGAGGCUAGAUGGGAUGGUUUGACAGGGCGCAUCACCUUCAACAAAACAGAUGGCUUAAGAAAGGAUUUUGAUUUGGACAUUAUUAGCCUCAAGGAGGAAGGAACAGAAAAGGCUGCUGGUGAAGUUACUAAUCAUUUAUAUAAAGUAUGGAAGAAGAUUGGGGUUUGGAACUCAAACAGUGGCCUUAAUAUGACAGACAGCAAUAAAGACAGAUCUACCAAUAUUACUGAUUCGCUGGCGAACCGAACCCUCAUAGUCACCACAAUUUUGGAAGAUCCCUAUGUCAUGUACAAGAAAUCUGAUAAACCCCUUUAUGGAAAUGACAGAUUUGAAGGGUACUGUCUGGAUUUGUUGAAGGAGCUAUCAAAUAUUUUAGGCUUCAUUUAUGAAGUGAAAUUAGUGUCUGAUGGUAAAUAUGGAGCCCAGAAUGACAAAGGAGAAUGGAAUGGGAUGGUCAAAGAACUCAUAGAUCAUAAAGCUGACCUGGCAGUUGCUCCUCUUACAAUUACCUAUGUAAGAGAGAAAGUAAUCGACUUUUCAAAGCCCUUCAUGACGCUGGGAAUCAGUAUUUUGUACCGGAAGCCCAAUGGCACAAACCCUGGUGUUUUCUCCUUUCUAAACCCUCUUUCUCCUGAUAUUUGGAUGUAUGUCCUCCUAGCUUGCCUUGGAGUCAGUUGUGUGCUCUUUGUAAUUGCAAGGUUUACACCCUAUGAAUGGUAUAACCCCCACCCGUGCAACCCUGACUCAGAUGUGGUGGAAAACAAUUUUACUUUACUUAAUAGUUUCUGGUUUGGAGUUGGAGCUCUCAUGCAGCAAGGAUCAGAAUUGAUGCCAAAAGCUCUGUCCACCAGAAUAGUUGGAGGAAUAUGGUGGUUUUUCACCUUAAUCAUAAUCUCAUCCUACACUGCUAAUUUGGCUGCCUUCUUAACUGUUGAGAGAAUGGAAUCACCUAUUGAUUCAGCAGAUGAUUUGGCAAAGCAAACCAAGAUAGAGUAUGGAGCUGUUAGAGAUGGAUCAACAAUGACCUUCUUCAAGAAAUCCAAAAUAUCAACAUAUGAGAAAAUGUGGGCAUUUAUGAGCAGCAGGCAGCAGACAGCACUGGUGAAGAACAAUGAUGAGGGAAUCCAGCGAGUGCUCACCACUGACUAUGCCCUCCUGAUGGAGUCUACCAGCAUAGAAUAUGUCACCCAGAGAAACUGCAAUCUUACCCAGAUUGGUGGACUCAUUGAUUCCAAAGGUUACGGUGUGGGGACUCCUAUUGGCUCUCCUUACAGAGACAAAAUUACCAUUGCCAUUCUUCAGUUACAAGAGGAAGGGAAACUGCACAUGAUGAAAGAGAAGUGGUGGCGAGGCAACGGCUGCCCUGAAGAGGAUAGCAAAGAGGCCAGUGCCCUGGGCGUGGAGAACAUCGGGGGCAUCUUCAUCGUGCUCGCAGCAGGACUGGUUCUUUCCGUCUUUGUUGCCAUUGGGGAAUUUAUUUACAAGUCAAGGAAAAACAGUGACAUUGAACAGUGUCUUUCUUUCAAUGCCAUAAUGGAGGAACUUGGAAUUUCCCUCAAACACCAGAAGAAAUUAAAGAAAAGGUCAAGAACUAAAGGGCGGUCAUCAUUCACAAGUAUCCUUACCUGUCAUCAGAGGCGGACACUGAGGAAAGAAACCAUGGCUUGAAUGAACACAGCUUUAUACAUGGGCAAUAUCUGGAGUAAAAGACAAAGCAUAUUUUUUUAAAAAAACUUUGAGGCCCACUUGUCCCUUGCUUGGAAUACUUUCUGAAAGAAACAUUAAUGUUGUUCAGAAAUUCACUGUGGUUUUCCCUUCUUUAAUCUAGAGAAGGUACAGCUCAUUCAACAUCCUCAUAAGACUGGUGUACUAAUAAUCACCUGGGAAUUGUCUCACUUUUACUUUUAAGAUGAUUUGUAUGCUCACCUCUUUUGCAUCUCUCUUCUUGUCCCCCAUUCAUUGUUGUAUCUGCUUUCUAUAUGAAUAAA
This is a messenger RNA of Gekko japonicus, 3179 nucleotides long. RefSeq names its product glutamate receptor, ionotropic, kainate 1 (gene GRIK1). Gene Ontology annotation, cellular component: plasma membrane; kainate selective glutamate receptor complex; postsynaptic membrane. Gene Ontology annotation, biological process: modulation of chemical synaptic transmission; synaptic transmission, glutamatergic; monoatomic ion transport. Gene Ontology annotation, molecular function: kainate selective glutamate receptor activity; transmitter-gated monoatomic ion channel activity involved in regulation of postsynaptic membrane potential. Lineage: Eukaryota; Metazoa; Chordata; Lepidosauria; Squamata; Gekkonidae. The record is from RefSeq and is a predicted model, not a curated record. The coding region runs from base 1 to 2859 and encodes 952 amino acids. The transcript is spliced from 18 exons.